Molecule: messenger RNA, 657 nt
Organism: Peronospora farinosa
Lineage: Eukaryota; Oomycota; Peronosporomycetes; Peronosporales; Peronosporaceae
Source: the annotation of a GenBank genome assembly
AUGCUAUUGGAAUUGGGACGCUUUGUCUUCUUGGCAUUAACGGAUGCAGCAAUGUUACCGGCAUUAAAUGUCAUGAAGUGUAAUCGUCGGCAUUUCGAACUGUUUAUUGGUGUAUUACAAUUGGUGAUUUCGUUCUUCUUUAAUGCUGCUGAAGCCUUUAACACGCAAUUGUUCUUGGAAGAAGUCGAAUGGCAUUUUAUCUCGGAUGUUGUAUCGAUUACGUACUUCCUCUUGCUCUGUGUCCAUCUCAUGGGCUUUAAAGAUGAGAAUUACAAUAUUGUAUUACGCUACGUGGCGUUUGCAGGUUCUUGGCUGUUCAAGACCAGGGACGACUGGGAUUCGAUACUUUAUCAGGGAAUGCUUGUGGGUUGUUAUCUCAUGGGAGUUAUCUACCGUCGAGGGCUCACUAAGAACAAGAAUGUCUCCCCUUUGAACAAGCAAAAGGGAGUGUACGCAGUCGUGAGUCUCGUUGCGGCGGUUAUUAUGUGGUUUAUUGCAAUCUUCUUCCAUGAAGACGAGAACCACAUGGCGUGGGGGAUAACUAAAGGUUUGAUGCACAUGUUGGCGGGAGCGUCGUUCUACUACGCGUGGCUCUCGGUGCCGUGUAUGGACUCCAAGAAGGACGAUAUGAUCCCGAUGCAUAGCUCGUUUGUGUAG